Molecule: messenger RNA, 1671 nt
Organism: Penicillium subrubescens
Lineage: Eukaryota; Fungi; Ascomycota; Eurotiomycetes; Eurotiales; Aspergillaceae
Product: nucleobase cation symporter-1 family protein
Exons: 6
Coding region: 1-1671 (556 amino acids)
Biological process (GO): nucleobase transport; transmembrane transport
Cellular component (GO): plasma membrane
Molecular function (GO): nucleobase transmembrane transporter activity
Source: RefSeq, a predicted model, not a curated record
AUGACAACCACACUACUAUCACAGUUGAAUGAGCGACUACUAGUCAAGGCCGUUGACAAGGAUGGCUCGCAACGUCCAGUGGACAUGUUGGACAACGACUCCAUCCGUCCAACACCAACCAAAGAUCGAACAUGGACUCAGUUCACUUACAUGAUGUUUUGGUUCUCGGCGACAGCCAACGUCAGCAAUCUGUACUCUGCCUCUACGGGUAUGACAAUGGGUCUGACAAUGUGGGAGGCUAUUGCCUGCUCCUUUGGCGGCCAGAUUGUAGCUGGAUUUCUGAUGGCUCUGAAUGGUCGUGCUGGCGCAAUGUAUCGAAUUCCUUUCCCCGUGUUGUGUCGGUCUAGCUUUGGUCCUUGGGGCGCUUUUUGGCCUACUUUCAACCGGGCUAUCAUGUCAAUUGUGUGGAACGGUGUCAACUCGGUUCAAGGAGCGCAGUGCUUAUAUGUAUUCCUACACGCCAUCUUUCCUUCCAUCGACAAGAUCCCAGAUAAAAUGGGCUCCAAGUCCGCGUUAACCUCUGCGCAGAUGAUGUGCUUUUUUGUCUACUGGAUCAUCAAUUGCGCAUUCCUCGUCAUCCCCGUCCCAAAAAUGAAGUCCCUGGUAUACGCCAAAGUAGUCGUCUUUUUUGCCGGUACCAUUGCAAUGUUAGCAUGGACUGUUUCCCUCGCCGGUGGCUCUUCCGAGUUUCUACACAUGCCGUCUACCGUUCGUGGCACGGAGAAGAGCUAUCUGAUUUUGAAAUUCUUUUGGCUGGGUCUUGCAGCUUGCGGAACAUUCGUAGCCAACGCAGCAGAUCUUCAACGAUACGCGCGGAAGCCCAAUGAUGUGCUCAUCGGCCAAAUGAUCAGCUUCCCUUUGUCGAACUUGUUGGUUGCGAUCCUCGGAAAUGUGAUUGCGGCUUCUAGUAAGUCGAUUUUUGGAGAGUUGAUCUGGGACCCUCUCAACUUCUUGGAUAAGCUGAUGGAAGGCGAGCGAUACACCUCUGGAAACCGUGCCGCAUGCGCGUUCAUUUCCUUGGCUUUCGUAUAUUCCAAUGUUUUCUCGGCUAUUUUCGAAAAUUCUAUUCCCGCUGGCAAUGACAUCGCAGCUCUAAUGCCAAGAUACAUCACAAUCAAAAGGGGAUUCUUCAUUUGCGCCGUCCUCUCUUACGCCAUCUGCCCCUGGUAUCUCCUCUCCAGCGCCUCAAUAUUCAUCACAUUCCUAUCCUCCUACCAAAUUUUCCUCUCCGCCAUCGCCGGCAUCCUAAUCUGCGACUACUACCUAAUCCGCCGCGGCAAGCUGAACAUUCCAGCUCUAUACACCGCCCAUCCAGAAGGUCUGUACAGAUACUUCUACGGAUUCAAUCUAUGGGCAUUCGCUACUUAUAUCCUUGCCGUGGCACCGAAUUUCUAUGGCUUCCUUAGUCAAAUGGGUGUUAAGGCGCCGCUUGGGGUUCAACGAUUCUAUUAUGUUGCUUAUCCGACUGGGUUGUUGGUUGCGUUUAUUGUGUAUUCUGUUGGUUGUUUGGUUUUCUCACCGAAGGGGAUGGUUAAGGGUAAAGGGUGGAAGGAGCCGAAGGAUUAUGUGGAUGAGGAUGAUGCGUCGGGGGAUGCGAUUGAUGGGGUUGAGGUUGAUAGUGCAGGGGCUGAGAAGGGGGGUUUCACUGUAGCGAAGGAGGUAAAAUAUUAA